Molecule: messenger RNA, 1560 nt
Organism: Aspergillus luchuensis
Lineage: Eukaryota; Fungi; Ascomycota; Eurotiomycetes; Eurotiales; Aspergillaceae
Exons: 2
Coding region: 1-1560 (519 amino acids)
Source: RefSeq, a predicted model, not a curated record
AUGACAAAAUCAAUUGAGUGCGGUCUCCCAUCACAAGCGCCUCAGAUAAUGCCGCAAUAUUGUGAGUUCAGAAAGCCCCUGUCGGAGCUGAAUGGAGCUACGCUGGAUUUGUCAAAGUUGGUUGCGAAACGAUUCCGCUUCCUGGUCAUUGACUCGUUACUCAACGACCAAGUCCUGGAAAUCACUUCCUUCUCAGCUCUACCGACAGAUGGGAAUUGUUUUGCCACGAUUUCUUACCCAUGGCAGGGCCUGACUCCUCUUGUACCCCCCUCACUUGGCCAAUUCUCAAUCAAAGGUGCCGAAAGUGGCGGGUCGAUCAGUGUAAAUGUCUUGAGGACAUGCUGCCGGGCUGCGAGACAAUAUCGUCAUAGGAUAGGCCCUUGUGAUCUGUUGUGGAUAGACCGCUUGUGUAUAAAGCAGCAGGAUAAAGAAGACAAAAAUUGGCAAAUCCGGCAUAUGUUCGAUAUCUACAGGAGUUGUGCCGUGUGCCUGGUUCUUCCUGGUGGCUUGGGAAGACUAAUCGACCCGACGGAGCGAUCAACAUGGGCUCAGCGAGCUUGGACGCUACAGGAAGCGAUUGCUCCACCAAUUGUGCUGGUUGUGUUUGAAUGGAAAUUCUCGGAUUAUUACGUCAGUUAUAACGGCGAACCUGUCGGAACAAUAGAGCCAUUCCAUUCGGGUGCGUUAUCAUUGCUGGGUUUAGUUGUGGCAGUCCGCAAAGGGUUCUGGGUGAAGUUAAAAUUGCGUCGCCCCGGGGACCCUGGGUACGAUGUAGUGCAAGAAGAACUUUCACGAUUACGCGGGAUCGACUGCAUAUCAUUCAGUGAGGGCUCUCUAUCAAAGCCCGGCUCGUCUCAAUUUGAAGAAUUCUCGGAUCAUGAGGAAGACAGGAUUGAGAUCCGCUUUCGGAUGCAAACCAUUACAGGAAAUCAGGCAUACCUUCUUUGGCUUACCUCAGAAACAUCAAAGCCAAAUGACUUUGGUGAAGUUAACAGCGACAAACUACAAGUGGCUCUGUGGAAGGCAACAUGGAUACGAAGUUCUUCUCGGCCAGUUGACAUGGUAUUUAGUAUCAUGGGGCUGUUCGGUGUGAGCCUAGACCCUAGCAAAUUCCACCGAGAUGACCGGGUGGGAGCAACCUUGGCCCUGGCCUCGGCUGCGCUGCAGAAAGGUAGUACUGCUGCAUGGCUUGGGGCAUAUUUCGAGUUGGAUCCAUGUCCCUUCAUGUCUAGCUUUCCCUCAUUUCCAAACACUUCGGAAAGUGGAGGCUGCACUAUUAAAACAGCAGCCGGUUUGAUAAAUGUGGAAGAUCUGGUAAAUGUGAUGAACAUCAUAUUGCCGACACGCUCAGCUACGCUCGAUAGUCAAGGCUAUUUGCAUCUCAAAAGCCAGGCAUCCCCCUCGUUCGAAGUGAGGAAGGUUCAAGCUCAUCUGCAAAUCACAUAUCUGCUCAGAAUGGGGCAUGGGUCCUCGAUUCUUCGAAUAAAGGACACAGUCGGUAUUAUGCAAUCACAUUCGGCAGAAGAGAAUGGAUUGUACCGGGUGCGGAGCCUUGCUUGA